AUGCAAAGUUUUAAAAUGCUUUUCUCUUUACAAGUUCGACCAGAUUUCAAACCAGCGUACUAUGGUAUUUUGGCUCAACAAUGGAGAAGAUCUUUACGGACAUUUGAAUCGAUUGUUCAACAUGUUAAUAUUUUUGAACAAGAUCUUUGUCAAUUAGUAGAACAAUUGAAACAAUUACUCUUUCUAGAUAUUUAUGGAUUGAUUGAAAAUGAGAAAGUUGAAGCUUAUCGCAUCAUGAUACAGAAACGAUUUUGUACUAGUAAAUUUAUUCUUGAAAGAACAAGAUUUCGUCUUUGGAUAUAA
Molecule: messenger RNA, 303 nt
Organism: Rotaria sordida
Lineage: Eukaryota; Metazoa; Rotifera; Eurotatoria; Philodinida; Philodinidae
Source: the annotation of a GenBank genome assembly